AUGGAUAAGAAAUGUAAAGAAGAGAGCCACACACUUGAAACAACACUCUGCCUGAAGCUUCUCUAUCCUGAAGAGAUAGAAAAAGGGGGCGCCAUUUUGAAAGUCAACAAUCACGUCACCGUUCAAAUUGCAGUUAAUCUGCUGCUCCACAAACUUGUUGGAAGGCCGGCGGUCGGUCAUGAUCUUGCGUAG
This is a messenger RNA of Uncinocarpus reesii 1704, 192 nucleotides long. RefSeq lists its product as uncharacterized. Bases 1 to 192 code for a protein of 63 amino acids. The transcript has a single exon. Lineage: Eukaryota; Fungi; Ascomycota; Eurotiomycetes; Onygenales; Onygenaceae. The record is from RefSeq and is a predicted model, not a curated record.